Messenger RNA from Camelina sativa (false flax), 1754 nucleotides. RefSeq names its product mevalonate kinase. Gene Ontology annotation, cellular component: cytosol; cytoplasm. Lineage: Eukaryota; Viridiplantae; Streptophyta; Magnoliopsida; Brassicales; Brassicaceae. The record is from RefSeq and is a predicted model, not a curated record. Gene Ontology annotation, biological process: isopentenyl diphosphate biosynthetic process, mevalonate pathway; isoprenoid biosynthetic process. Gene Ontology annotation, molecular function: mevalonate kinase activity; ATP binding.
GUUCAAUUCUCUUCGCUCUAGGUAAGAGAAUGAAGUAAAAGAGAAGGACAUUAAACAAAAAAAAAACGAGUUUUUCAUAGUUUCAAAUUUAAAAAAAUUUCCCAACUUGUGAUUGAUCCGAGCAGCUUUGAUCUGAUUCACAUUUACCAUUUUUGUGUUAUAAAUGUGUAGUCUUUGUUCAAAUGCAGAUCCGUAUGAGCCAAUUAUAUAAUAAUGCCCAUUUGAUCUGAUCCACGUUUUGGAGCAAAAGGGCUUAUUAUAUUAUUUUUUUUUCAGAGUUGGUUGUGUUCAAUUAUUGUUAGUUGUUAGAAUCUGGGAAAUGUAUAGAUAAAGAUCUUUUCUUGUUGUGCAUCCUGUCUGUUUCCUUUGUUAUUCUGAUCACUUUUCCAAAGCUUUUCACUUUUGUGUGUUUUGAUUUAGGAAAAUGGAAGUGAAAGCAAGAGCUCCUGGGAAGAUCAUACUCGCAGGCGAACACGCAGUUGUCCAUGGAUCUACUGCAGUAGCUGCAGCCAUUGAUCUCUACACUUAUGUUACUCUUCGCUUUCCUCUUCAAUCAGAUGAUAACAACGAUAGGCUUAUACUCCAGCUCAAGGACAUUUCGUUGGAGUUUUCCUGGUCCUUAGCCAGAGUCAAAGAAGCAAUUCCUUAUGAUUCAAGCACUUCAUGUCGUUCAACUCCGGCUUCAUGUACAGACGAGACCCUUAAAUCAAUUGCAGUUUUGGUUGAAGAGCAAAAUCUUCCAAAGGACAAGAUCUGGCUCUCCUCUGGGAUCUCCACGUUUCUCUGGUUAUACACCAGAAUUAUAGGGUUUAAUCCGGCUACAGUCGUCAUUAACUCUGAGCUUCCAUAUGGAUCUGGCCUCGGUUCAUCAGCAGCUUUAUGUGUAGCUCUCACAGCUGCUCUUCUCGCUUCUUCUAUUUCAGACAAAACCCGUGGUAGUGGUUGGUCAUCUCUCGAUGAAACCAAUCUUGAGUUGCUAAAUAAUUGGGCUUUUGAAGGCGAAAAGAUCAUCCAUGGGAAACCUUCUGGGAUAGACAACACCGUCAGUGCAUACGGCAACAUGAUCAAGUUCUGCUCAGGCGAGAUAACUCGGUUACAGUCCAACAUGCCUCUGAGAAUGCUGAUCACCAACACUAGAGUCGGGCGGAACACAAAAGCUCUUGUCUCUGGUGUGUCACAGAGAGCGGUGAGACAUCCUGAUGUGAUGAACUCAGUGUUCAACGCCGUGGAUUCUAUAAGUAAAGAGCUCGCUGCGAUCAUUCAAUCUAAAGACGAGACCUCAAUUACAGAGAAAGAAGAGAGUAUAAAAGAACUCAUGGAGAUGAACCAAGGUCUGCUCCAGUCAAUGGGGGUUAGCCACAGCUCGAUCGAGACUGUGAUCAAAACCACGGUCAAGCACAAGCUUGUCUCCAAACUGACAGGAGCUGGUGGCGGCGGCUGCGUCCUCACUCUGUUACCAACCGGGACGGUGGUGGACAAAGUUGUGGAGGAGCUCGAGUCCAGCGGUUUUCAGUGUUUCACAGCGUCGAUCGGUGGUAACGGAGCUCAAGUUUGCUUUUGAUCAUACUAUGAAAUCAUAUUUGGCCUCUCACCAUUCUUAAAAUUGCAGACGUGUACUUCAAGAAGGCUGCAAUUAGAAAUCCAAAGAGUCAUUUUUUUUCUUAUUACUGAUGUGUUGAAUGUAAAAUUGCUUUAUUACCAUGUGAAAAUGAUUUGAAAACAAGUAAUAAAAAUUUAAUUUUUGUCUUCUGAAA